CUGACUCGCACCACGCCAUUCGAGUAACGAUGUCGAAACGGAACGAAGAUGUCGUAGACUCGUCGAGCUCCGAGGACGAAGUAACGAAAAGUGUGUUAAGGGAAGCGACAAAUCAUGAAUUCUUCAAGGAUGUUCAUUUGUUCGAAAAGAAACCCGAUGACACAAGGAUUUCUCAGCAAAAACAGUCACAGAAUUCUGUCAAACGUUCAGAAGAUUUGGCGAAACCCAAAUCGUUGAGACGAGAUUUAGAACAAACGGAAAGAUUUAAGAACUUCGGUGUGACUCCGUCGUUUCAGGAGUAUGUUGCGAGAAAACUGGAUGAAAUGAUAGAGAAAUCUAUCGAAUUUGUAGAUACGAAAGACGAUAAUUCUGUCGUAACUGCUACAGAAAAUACAAAUAACGGUUCUGGUAUAAAGCUCUUCAGUUCUUCUGUAGAAUUUUUAUCAGUCGAGGAAGAACCUGAAAAACUUCCUAAAAAGAGAAAAGUUAAAGUAACUAUAGACGAGGCUGCAACAAUGUUGAAAUGUAAAGAAGUUGCAGUUGAUGCCGAAAGAAUAUUAUCUAAAUCGGAUACUAAAGCUUGGACGAGUAAACGAGGGGAACCAGAAUUCAAAUAUAAGAAAUUAAAAAAUGGUACUUUAGUAGAGAAAACAUAGCAUUAGUGUAAGUUAAUUAUUUUUUAAAACUGUUGUAAGAUAAAUAAAAAUAAUUUUACACGCAAGAUAACUGAAGAAGUGAUAAGUAAAUAGUAAUAUAAAUAACUAAUAAGUACAUAAUUAGGUAGUAAGUAAAUACUAUUAUAAGUAAAUACUAUUAUAAGUAAUCAAAGAAAUUCUAAUCAUGACGGAAUAAUUUGUUUUGUAUAAAAACAUCGAGGUUUAAUGAUCAAUAAACAUUUAUUUUCAUGAUAUUAAA
Molecule: messenger RNA, 915 nt
Organism: Megalopta genalis
Lineage: Eukaryota; Metazoa; Arthropoda; Insecta; Hymenoptera; Halictidae
Source: RefSeq, a predicted model, not a curated record